Photinus pyralis (common eastern firefly) is the source of this 3273-nucleotide messenger RNA. RefSeq names its product putative helicase mov-10-B.1. Bases 157 to 3150 code for a protein of 997 amino acids. The record is from RefSeq and is a predicted model, not a curated record. The transcript has 16 exons. Lineage: Eukaryota; Metazoa; Arthropoda; Insecta; Coleoptera; Lampyridae. Gene Ontology annotation, molecular function: RNA binding; 5'-3' RNA helicase activity.
GCAGCGCCAGUCGUCAACGUAACGUUGUGGUGUGUGUGUCGGUGUUCGCUACGUGUAUUGCAAUUACCUGCUUUUUUUUGUUAUCGCGGCAGAUUGACAAGUGUUUUUCCGCAUUUUCAUAUUUCAAUAGAAAAGGUCCUGUGAUUCCUUCAGAAAAUGCCGUUUUAUGAGCGUGCAGAAGGUAUAAUGCUAAAGUAUUUAUAUUUCCUGAAUGAAAAAAAGGUUCUUACGGACUAUAAAAUAAAGAAGGAGCACGCGAGAAACCUUUUCAUGGCCGAAUUUAAACCGGAACACAACAUUACAAAAUUUCCUUUUUCCACCAUGUAUCGGUUCAUGUUAGACUGGGGAUUAAUACAUUAUCGAAGUAGAAGAACCGAGUUUAUACAUUUCAAGGAAGAAACGUUUGCCUACUCUAUGAGAUAUUUUACCCAGUCUGAUUUAAAAGUUAAAGUUGACAGCGUUACAGCCCAGCCUCCCGCCGCUAGCAAAAAAAAGAAUAAGAAGCACGAAUGCAAGACGUGCCAACUGUAUUUCUUAAAUGCUAGCCUGUUGGUUCAGCACGAGAGCUCGGAAACACAUCUGCAGAAGAAGAGCUGGAUCGAAACUCAUAACGCGACUUUAACGUCGGAAAUUGCUGUUGAAGUUGUAAAAGGUCAUGGUGGAGGGCCCGAAACUAUAGUCCUAAGACAGAGAGAAAAACAUACCAUCUUCUUGCACCUUUUAAACCAGAGUUCAGACGAUCACAUUAUUCUGGUAACGUCCCAUACAUCGUCAUCCUACAUCGCAAUACGUCAAAGCCAUUCCCCACAUUUACUGGCUGUGAAUUGUAAAGAAACAGUCGAGCUAACAGCAACAUUCCCGGAGUGCAUUUUCUGGAGUUACAAAUUAACGUUCUACUUACAAAAUGUGAAUACAAAAACGUAUUUCUUUGUACUUAAGGAACUUAUAUUUCAGGUGCAAUCAGAGUUAGUAGACGAUUUGGGCCCAACAGAACCGUACCGUAAAGAGAUUCAGCAAAACAUUCGUAAUGGGGAAGCAGAAAUAGUUCCAGGGGUGCCCCCGCCACCAACUUCGUCCCAGUAUCUUUACAAGAUCAAAUUCCAGCAAUACCCUCUUCCCCCCUACAUGGUGGUAUUGUUGGACAAUAACUUGACACAGUUUUCAAAUAUGGAGGUGAUUGAAAAUAAUAUGCUCACAUACAUAAAGAGACAAUUGGCGUACUACUCUAACAUUUCCACACUGGAUGCGAAAAAUUAUUUCAAUAUCAAUCAGUUACGGUUAUACAUGGAGGAAUAUCAGAUGAAGAUUGACAUUCGUUCUUACGAUGCUAAAGAUCAGAUACUUCACGAAGCUAAAGGGUUUCCAAGUCAUUGUUUCGAAUUAUUCGUUCCCGGAUUGGCUGAACACAGGCCAUCAGUUCUUCGUGGUGAUUCUGUAUAUAUUCGAGAAACACCUGACUCUAAUAUAAAAUAUGAAGGUAUAGUCCACAAAGUUACCCAAAACAGUUGCAUACUCGGACUGAGCUAUAAAUUUGCAGAAACCGUACAUGUAAAAAAUAAAAAGUAUGCGGUAUCAUUUACUUUCAAUAGAUUUCCAAUUCGUGCAGAACAUCAGGCAAAUGAACUGGUAAAAAAACAUGAGAUUAUCCCACUGCUAUGCCCAUCAAAGUUAUCGGCCAAUCCUUUAACUGUUAAUAAGUUGGUAUGGUAUAACGCUGGCAUUGGAACGAAUGAAAAGCAGCAGGAAGCUAUUCAUCACAUUGUUUCUGAAACUGCGCGGCCUUAUCCGUAUUUGGUUUUUGGCCCUCCGGGUACGGGAAAAACCAUCACUUUGGUAGAAGCAAUUUUACAGAUACGAAAACUAAAACCGGAAAAGAAGAUUCUGGUUUCUGCACCCACAAAUUCGGCGGCCGAUGAAAUAACAAAACGACUUAUCAGUUAUAGCGUUUCAAAGAUGGCGAUGUUUAGAUAUGUGGCACCUAGUCACGCUUAUGAUUUAAUUGACACGGACGUGAAACCGUACACAAACUUUCGCGAUGAGUUUUAUCAUCCGGAGAAUAGCGAAAUAUUAAAGUACAGCAUUGUAGUUACUACGUUAAUUACGGCGUUUAGGCUAGUAAACGGCGGAACUCCACCCAAUCAUUUUUCGUACGUAUUCAUCGACGAGAGUGGCCAAGCCACCGAAACAGAAACUCUGAUUCCUAUCGCCGGAAUUCUUAGCAAUAUUGAAAGUAAAGGCGUAAUUAAUGGACAAAUUAUUUUGGCUGGCGAUCCAAAGCAGUUAGGUCCCGUAAUCCACUCAAAUAAAGCAAAGAACUAUGGUUUCGGUAUGUCCAUGUUGGAGAGGCUUAUGACACAUUGCGCACCAUAUGCAAAAAAUAAAGACACAGAUACAUACGAUAGCAAUGUUUUGACAAAGUUAGUUAAUAGCUACCGAUCUCAUCCGGCCAUUUUGAGAACAUCAAACAAGUUGUUCUAUGAUAACGAAUUGAAACCACCACCCCAAGAUCACCAUUUGCAAAAUGUUGCAUUAGGUUGGUCUGAACUACCAAAUAAGAAUUUCCCCGUCUUGUUUCACAGUGUAGUCGGAAAAGAUGAGCGGGAGUCUAACUCGCCUAGCUUUUUUAACCUACAAGAAGUAGACGUAGUGGUUAGUUACUUACAAAAACUAAUUGGGAAUCGUCUGAGCGGUAUGAAAAUUGAACAAAGCCAUAUUGGCGUUAUUACACCUUACCGCAAACAGGUUUAUAAAUUAAAAGCAGCUUGUACGAAAAAGAGGUGGGACAAGUUGAGGAUAGGAAGCGUGGAACAGUUUCAAGGGCAGGAACGGUUAAUUAUUAUCGUGUCGACAGUUCGAUCCGACAUCAACUUCGCCGCUGAAGACAUAAAGUUUCAUUUAGGUUUCGUGCAAAACGCUAAGAGAUUUAAUGUUGCCAUCACCCGUGCAAAGGCACUAUUAAUUGUAAUAGGUAAUCCCAAUCUAUUACAAUUAGAUACCUAUUGGAAGGAUUUUAUACAGUAUUGUAUAGAGAAUGGAUCAGUAGCCGGCACCAAGUUUCAAUUGUCUGAUGAUGUGGUACCAUUGCAGAAUGGUAUACCUAAUGAAGAUAUUAAAGAAGAGGACGUAAAUUUCUCACGAGGUAACGUUUAAUUUUAAACGUUUGACUGCCAUUUUUCCUAGAAGUUACCAUUUUUGUUAGGUGCAUUUCUUGAUUUACUUAGAAUGUUAAGUGUAUUAAGUUUGUUCUUUUUUAAAUAUAGUUUUUUUUUUAAU